Peniophora sp. CBMAI 1063 is the source of this 1545-nucleotide messenger RNA. The record is from the annotation of a GenBank genome assembly. NCBI's taxonomy places the organism in Eukaryota, Fungi, Basidiomycota, Agaricomycetes, Russulales, Peniophoraceae.
AUGUCUUGGCUCGAUAACAUGAUGCGCGACAUGAUCAAUGCGCCUGCGCGGCACAUCUGGGUACACCACGGACUUCCUCCUGACGACACGGAGCGGUUGCACCUCAGCAAUAACCCAGAGCCUUCUCUCGACUCGUGUUUCAAACUUGGUACAGCGGCACAGACUUCGGUUGGCCUGUCGGCGCUCGCCGCGUCACGCUUCCACGCUUUGAGGACGGACAUCGAAGGCAGCGUACGGGUGGACAGUCGGCACGCCCUGAUCGAGUUCGCCGGUGAACGCUACUAUACCAUCGAUGGCCAGCUUCCCGAGAUGUUUGAGGACGACGAGUUGACGGACCAGUAUGUGACAAAGGACGGCGGCAUGGUGCGAUUGAACAUGAACUUUCCGCAUCAUAAGGAAGGCUUGCUCAAGAUUCUGGGCUGCGAGGCGGACAAGGCUACGAUCACUGCCGUUAUGGCGGAACAGGACUCGUCGGAGUUCAUCGACAAGGUCAUGAAGGCCGAGCUCGUUGCGACCGACUUGCACUCUUUCGACACCAUCGAUGCGACAUCACACGGAAGGAGUACCGUCAACAUCUCACCGGUCAGCAUCACCAAGAUCGGAGAGGCACCUCGUCGCUCUAUCGAAGGUGUUGGGGAGCCCGAGUACGCGCUCGAAGGCAUUCGAGUCCUCGACCUCACCCGCAUUAUCGCCGGCCCAGUGGCCGCGCGUACGUUGGCCGCACACGGGGCGGACGUUCUGCACGUCUCCGCCCCUCAUCUUCCUGCCGUUCCUAAGUUCGACGUUGAGACCACGAGGUGUAAACGGACGACUCAGCUUGACCUGAACAAGCCCGAGGAGAAGGCGACACUCGAAGAGCUUGUGAAGGACGCUGAUGUGUUCUUGCAGUCAUACGCGCCGAAAGCACUGGAGAAGCGUGGGUUUGGGGCCAAGGCCGUUGCGGAGAUGCGCCCCGGCAUUGUGUACGCGAGUUUGACAGCGCUAGCUCAUACUGCGGUGUACUGGGACCGGCGAGCGUACAACUUCUGCGUGGAGAUGCUUGAGGGGUUGCAAGUCCAAGAAGCCGAGACGUAUAAAGAGUGGUUGGUCGCUAACGACAAAGACGCGAGCCAAGUCCCUCGGUACAAGCCUUUGCCCAUGCGGGCCAUAUCGCAUCUUGCCGGUCAACUCCUUGCAUUUGGCAUUGAGGCCGCAUUAUGUAAGACCAUCACGGAGGGCGGCACGUGGGAGGUUCACGUCUCUUUGGAGUCUGUUGCUCUCUGGUUAAGAGCUAUGGGCUCGCUCACUCCAGAGGAGGCGUAUGACGAGGGUGAACCACUUCCUGAACGUACCUUCCCCCUUGCGGAGGAGGUUGCCGGCUACAGCAUUACUGUUGAGCGCGACGACGGCGACGUGGACUCACCCGACACCGAGCAACCGACUGGCUCUACAAUGACGGUCAUACGGCACGCUGCUGAGAUGGAAGCGACGAGGAUCAAGGAGGGAAAGGCACCUAUGCGCUUGAACGCCCACAAGCCGGAAUGGUUACCUCGCCCGGCCGCAUAG